This is a messenger RNA of Xiphias gladius (swordfish), 3581 nucleotides long. RefSeq names its product branched-chain-amino-acid aminotransferase, cytosolic-like. Lineage: Eukaryota; Metazoa; Chordata; Actinopteri; Istiophoriformes; Xiphiidae. Bases 274 to 2076 code for a protein of 600 amino acids. The record is from RefSeq and is a predicted model, not a curated record. Gene Ontology annotation, biological process: L-leucine biosynthetic process; L-valine biosynthetic process. The transcript is spliced from 18 exons. Gene Ontology annotation, cellular component: mitochondrion. Gene Ontology annotation, molecular function: branched-chain-amino-acid:2-oxoglutarate transaminase activity; oxidoreductase activity.
CGUGAUUUCCAGGAACUUUGAACUUCACACAAAAUUUCAGUGUUUCGGGAAAACAGGAAGAGACGCGGACCUGCUGCGAAACGCCGGAGCAAAUCUAGCUUAAAAAAAGAAAACUAAACAAGAAAACGAUAAAAAAAUAAUAAUAAAAAACGAAAACAGGAUUAAGACCCCUGCUGCUCCGCCGCUGGGUAACAGGUGUCGCUGUUGGCGGAGGGCGUUUCGCAGCUCUGCGGCGCUUUGCGAGCUCAUCUGUCCGCAUCACCCGCGGCCAAAAUGUCCCUGCGCUACCGCGACAGAGUGGUCAUCGUCACCGGGGGGUCCAAAGGGAUCGGCCGGGGGAUCGUCAGGGUCUUCGUGGAAAACGGUGCCAGCGUGGUGUUUUGCGCGAGAGGAGGCGCAGCGGGCGAGGCUCUGGAGGCGGAGCUCAACAAGGCGGGACCGGGCUCCUGCACCUUCGUCUCGUGUGACAUCUCCAAGGAGGACGACAUCAAGAGACUGAUUGCAGUCACGGUGGAGCGUCACGGACACAUCGACUGCCUGGUCAACAACGCAGGGUGGCACCCGCCUCAUAAACCCACUGACGACACCACAGCAGAGGAGUUCAGAGAUCUGCUGAAUCUGAACCUCGUCAGCUACUUCUUGGCUUCAAAAUAUGCGCUGCCCUACCUGCGGCGGCGUCGGGGCAACAUCGUCAAUGUCUCCAGCCUGGUGGGCACCAUCGGGCAGAGGGACGCUGCGCCGUACGUCGCCACCAAGGGGGCGAUCGUUUCCAUGACCAAGGCGAUGGCCGUGGACGAGAGUCGCCACAACGUGAGAGUCAACUGCAUCUCUCCCGGUAAUGUCCUGACGCCUCUGUGGGAGGAACUAGCGGCACAGACCCCAGAUGCCGCCGCGGCCAUUAAAGCGGGGGAAAAUGCUCAGGCACUCCGUGGACGACUCGUUCAGGCCCUCCCCUUUUCCAUUGGCUCCCUGCGGUCUGCCAGCUCCUUUAAGGUGGCGGAUAUCGGCAUCGAACGCAACACGGCAUGCAAGCCGAAGCCCGACCCCUCGUCCCUGGUGUUCGGCAAGCAGUUCUCCGACCACAUGCUGACCAUCGACUGGUCGGACCGGGACGGCUGGGAGGCCCCUCAGAUCAAACCCUUCCAGAACCUGUCGCUGCACCCGGCCACCUCCGCCCUGCACUACUCCAUAGAGCUGUUCGAAGGCAUGAAGGCUUUCCGUGGCGUCGACAACCACAUCCGUCUGUUCAGACCCAUGCUGAACAUGGAGCGGAUGCAUCGGAGCGCCGACAGAAGCUGCCUCCCCUUGUUUGAUAAAGGUGAACUGCUGGAGUGCAUCAGGAAGCUGGUGGAGAUCGACCGGGAGUGGGUCCCCUACUCCCAGGACGCCAGCCUCUACAUCAGACCCACCUUCAUAGGCGUUGAGCCGUCUCUGGGCGUGUCUCGGCCAGGAAAGGCUAUGAUCUUUGUCAUCAUCGGCCCGGUGGGACCCUACUUUGCCACAGGGUCCUUUAACCCCGUUUCCCUGCUGGCCGACCCUUCGUUCGUCCGAGCCUGGAAAGGAGGCGUCGGGGCUUAUAAGAUGGGAGGCAACUACGGUCCCACGAUAAUGGUGCAGAACGAGGCGGUGAAGCGAGGCUGUCAGCAGGUCCUGUGGCUGUACGGAGAGCAGGAGGAGAUCACCGAGGUCGGCACCAUGAACCUCUUCAUCUACUGGACCAAUGAGCAAGGAGAGAGAGAGUUGGUGACGCCUCCUCUGGACGGCAUCAUUCUCCCCGGAGUCACCAGACAGUCUCUGCUGGACCUCGCCAGAGCCUGGGGUGAGUUUAAGGUGACAGAGCGCACGAUGGGCAUGAAGGAGCUGCUCGGGGCUCUGGACGCCGGAAGGAUCCUGGAGAUGUUUGGAGCGGGGACGGCCUGUGUGGUCUGUCCGGUCGGCAGCCUCCUCUACAAAGGAAAGACGUAUCAGAUCCCGACUAUGGAGAAUGGUCCAGAUCUGGCAAAGAGGUUCCACAAAGAGCUUACUGAUAUUCAGUAUGGACGCAAACCAAGCGACUGGGCGCCACUCGUCGUCUAAACGGCCAUUUUGCACAUGCCACUUCUACCAACAGUUAGUCCCACAAUUCCUGUUUGGACGACCUGCCCCCCCCCCCCAAAAAAAAAAAAAGAAAAUAGUAAUAAUAACAUUGAUGCACUCCCACUUUCUUAACCAACCCAAGGAGACGGACGGUCUUCCCGGCCAACUUUUACAGAUGAUCCUCUUCUCUACAGACUCUCAUAGGAAUACGGUUGGUGGUUUUAGGGUAACAGCUGGUUCAGGAAAGCAGUGUUAACAACCACAGGCGAGGUUUUGACUUGACACAAGCCUUGACCUCGAGGUGCAUGUACUGCAAAGCAGGAAAAACAGCUGUUAUUUGGAGGGAAAGACAAAACAAAACAAAACAGGCAAACGAUAAACGAUCAAAACAAGGAUGAGGUGCGCCCCCCACUGGCACCAGGGCAUCACAUCUUCUGUUGCUCAGAGUUAAGAGCACAAACCUUCAUCAUCAUCAUCGACAUUGAAUUCUGGUCUUAAAAUAGGCACAAACGGACCCACCUCAGGCAUCGGAGGUGAAAAUACCUGCAGUACUGAAGCAGCUACGUAUUCGGCGUGUGGGACUUAGCAUUAGGCCGCUUGUCCCGAGGACUGUCUCUCGUCAACAAAUGUACACAAGUGUGUGUUUCGCCGCAGAAAAAUACUUUUCCUAAUGAUAACCUGUACGACUUGGGGUUUUCCCUGGAACUUUUUAACAUGUUGAGUAGCCGAAAAUCGCCGAAACGUGAUCAAUGCGUGUAAAAACGCGUCGCAGAGCGGCGUGUUCGUAACCACGUGAGAGAGUGUCGCCGCAGUCCUCGCGGGGCCACGUCACUUUUGAUGCCAGAGUUUGCGCGGACCGUGGUUGACGUCCGUCGUGUAGCUGAGCCCGACCCAGUUUUUUUUUUUUAAAUGUCUGUUGAGAUUUAAAAAAAAAAAAAAAAAAAGGGGGGGGGGCGAUGUCCAAGUGAACUUUAGCACAGACCAACAAACGGUAGGAUGACGAAGGUCCUGGACGGGAAGGCCUGUUAGAAGCUAGCAGUUCCUCCUGCAGCAGUUAAUGUGUAAUCCCUGCGAAUAGUUAAAGAAAAAUAGGUUGCGUUGAUGUUUUUAGAGGUUUUUAAAAUUUCUUUUUUUCCUUGUCUGGAUGUGAAACUAGAGGUCGACUGUCUUCCAAAGUACUUGUCUGCGUGUGUCUCCCUUGUUUUGUUUGUUUUUUUUCGCUGUACUCUCGGCUUCCUGUCCCUCCCCUCGCUGGCUGUCCUCCACCCGGAAACCGCACACCUGUCCCUCUCGUCUGUCUCAAGUGCCUGACCUCAGUCUGUUAGCUCCUCGCUGUCAGCUGCGCUCUUGUUUUUACCAGUUUGUGCACUAGAGGGGGGAUUUAGCCGGAUCCUUUUAAGCAAAUGUCGGUUUAGUUUUUCUUGUUUUCAUUUUUGUUUUUUUUUAAAUGUGCUGUUGAUUUUACUCUGCUGUUAUGUUUUUACAAUAAACCUGAUCUGAGUUGA